Sesamum indicum (sesame) is the source of this 1200-nucleotide messenger RNA. NCBI's taxonomy places the organism in Eukaryota, Viridiplantae, Streptophyta, Magnoliopsida, Lamiales, Pedaliaceae. The record is from RefSeq and is a predicted model, not a curated record.
AUGGGAACAGAAGGUGGUAAUAAAACUCGAAAUAUUAUCAUCAUCACUGUUGCAGUUGCUGUAUCUGGGACGCUUGCCGCUUGUGCUGCCAUCUACUUGAGUAAAAGAAUAAAGCGGAAGCCACAUGAACUCCUGGAGGUUCUUUUACUAAAUGAAUUAUCUAUUGAUGAGAUCAGCACGGUUGAAUCCCUGCAAUAUGAAUUUGGCAAAAUCAGAGCGGCAACAAAUGAUUUCUCUGAUGCUAAUAAGUUGGGCAAAGGUGGAUUUGGGGUUGUUUACUGGGGCAAAUUUUUAACCGGGCAAAAAAUAGCAGUCAAAAGACUGUCUAAAAGUUCAGGACAAGGUAAUAUAGAAUUCAAGAAUGAGGUCUUGUUGGUGGUCAGGCUUCAACACAGGAAUCUGGUUAGGCUCUUGGGCUUCUCUCUAGAAGGAACUGAGAGGCUUCUAAUAUAUGAAUUCGUUCAAAAUGCAAGUCUGGACCAGUUCAUAUUUGACCCGAUCAAAUGUUCACGUUUAGAUUGGGAAAGACGCUACAAGAUCAUAGAGGGUAUUGCCCGGGGAAUUCUUUACUUACAUGAAGAUUCUCGAAUUAGGAUCAUUCAUCGAGAUCUCAAAGCAAGUAAUGUUCUUUUAGAUGGAGACAUGAACCCCAAGAUUGCAGAUUUUGGCAUGACCAGGUUAUCACGAAACGAUGAAACUCAAGGAAACACUAACAGAAUUGUUGGAACCUAUGGAUAUAUGGCACCAGAAUAUGCAAUGCACGGGCAAUUUUCUGUUAAGUCAGAUGUGUUUAGCUUCGAAGUGCUAGUUCUCGAAAUUAUUAGUGGGCAAAAGAACCAUUGUUUCCGAAGUGGGGAGACUUUCUUGAGCUUUGUGUGGAAAAAUUGGCGUGAAGGAACAGCUGGAAAUGUGGUGGACCUAUUCUUGAGGUCUGGUUCGGGUUCCAUGAAUGAGGUGUUAAGGUGCAUUCACAUUGGUUUACUCUGUGUUCAAGAGAAUGCAUCCCAUCCGACAGGCAUGGGUUCUGUUCUUCGUAUGCUCAGUAGCUCUUCCUUAACUCUGGCAAUGCCAUCUCAGCCUACAUUUUAUUUAUCCAUUCAAUCUCAUGAUUCAAAUGUUUCAAUGCUUUCGGAAAUCCAACCCCAAUCUCAUCAUUCGUCCAAAAAUAAUAUCUCACUCUCUGAGUUAUAUCCACGAUAA